Molecule: messenger RNA, 961 nt
Organism: Myripristis murdjan (pinecone soldierfish)
Lineage: Eukaryota; Metazoa; Chordata; Actinopteri; Holocentriformes; Holocentridae
Gene: isoc2
Product: isochorismatase domain containing 2
Exons: 7
Coding region: 279-872 (197 amino acids)
Source: RefSeq, a predicted model, not a curated record
CUCUUCCCCCCGCGCUACCAAAUCGAUUCGUUGCAAAUAGUGAAUACCAUUGGCUCAAAUAAACAUCAAUCUUCAAGAUGCGUCAUCUGAUUGGUCAAUGGCCACGAUGAAGGCGGUAUCUAAGCGGAGGGACGUUUUGCUUGUGGUGGUGGUGAGGUGAGUUCACAACACUCUAGGUUAAACUGCUCAGGGGGCGUCACAUGGCCAAGGAUUUUUACACUUUCACCUAAAAGCUGAACUCUCACCUACUCCUCAAACCGGACCAUUCAGGCAAGAACAUGGCAGGCAUCGGCAGGCUCUCCACUAAAGGCGCAGUGCUCCUGCUGUGUGACAUGCAGGAGAAGUUCAGACCCAACAUCUUCCAGUUCACCAACAUCGUCAGCAACGCGGCCAGAUUGCUCCAGGCCAGUCGUGCCCUGGGCAUCCCCCCCAUUUUGACAGAGCAGUACCCUAAAGGCUUGGGUCCCACAGUGCCAGAGCUGGGAGCAGGGGACCUGAAAGCCCACACUAAGACCAGGUUCAGCAUGCUGACAGAUGGGGUGUUGAACGAGCUGCAGGCCCUGGGGAACCCCAAGCAGGCUAUCCUGUGUGGGAUAGAGGCGCAGGCCUGCAUCGCGUGCACAACCUUUGACCUGAUCGAAAAGGGAAUAGAGGUCCACAUUGUGGCCGACGCCGUCUCAUCUAGAAGCCAGACCGACCGGCUGUUUGCUUUGUCCCGGCUGAAGCAGAGUGGAGCUUUCCUCACCACCACAGAGGCUGUUCUGCUGCAGCUCGUCCAAGACGCCAAACACCCCAACUUUAAGGAGAUCCAGAAGCUUUUGGCCCACCCGUCCCCUGACACUGGCCUCCUUGCCUUCUUCAGCUCCCUGUAGGGGGCUCAUCACUCAUCAUUGUGUUCCAUAAAUACCGCACAGAAUUUCACCACUUCCAACACAAAUCUGUUAAUUGCAAUAAACUAAUG